Messenger RNA from Sinocyclocheilus anshuiensis, 1661 nucleotides. Its product is annotated as endoplasmic reticulum lectin 1-like. Gene Ontology annotation, biological process: retrograde protein transport, ER to cytosol; ERAD pathway; endoplasmic reticulum unfolded protein response. The transcript has 14 exons. Lineage: Eukaryota; Metazoa; Chordata; Actinopteri; Cypriniformes; Cyprinidae. Bases 168 to 1622 code for a protein of 484 amino acids. The record is from RefSeq and is a predicted model, not a curated record. Gene Ontology annotation, cellular component: endoplasmic reticulum lumen.
AUGACAAAGUCCUGAUGCGCUUCCUGUUUUAACUCUAGUCAAACUAUCAGCAGUCAGUUGGCUAUUAGAUCUCACCGAUUACCUGUAGUAACCGUUUUUCUGACCCUUCUCCUCCAGCUGUCUCUCUCUAAUGUCCCGAUAGCGCUUUUGGAGGCUCAUCAGGGGCGAUGCGGGCGUUUUGGCGUUGGUUUUUGGGGCUGAUUUGGGUCGGAGUGUCUGCAGAUCGUGCAGGAUCUCCUGUGUUUUCUGAUGAAAUCCCCUUCAAAAUCAAAUGGCCCGGGGCAGACUUCACCCUGUCAACGUCAGGAGGCCUGUACAAAGAAGAUGACUAUGUUAUCAUGACAACUGCGGAAAAAGAAAAGUACAAAUGUUUAUUGCCAUCUUUGUCCAGCAACCAGGAGGAUGACGUGAAGGAGUAUGAUGGACCGAGUCCAGCUGAGCUGCUGGAGCCGUUAUUCAAACAGAGCAGCUGCUCCUACAGAAUCGAGUCAUACUGGACAUAUGAAGUGUGCCACGGGAAGCAUGUACGGCAGUACCAUGAGGACAAGGAGACGGGGCAGAAGAUCAACAUUCAGGAAUACUAUCUGGGUACCAUGAAAAAAGGGAGUGCAGAAUCAGAAAUGGAAAAAUCCAGUGACUCUGAAUCAGAAAGAUCAAACACCAACACACAGGUGCCAACAAAGAAUAUAGAGGGUCAGUUGACACCAUACUAUCCUGUAGAGAUGGGACAUGGGACUGAAUGCUCUCUGAAACAGAAUAACCCUCGCUGUACCACAGUGCUGUACGUCUGCCACCCGGAGGCAAAACAUGAGAUCCUCACGAUCGCUGAGGUCACCACCUGUCAGUAUGAAGUAGUGGUGCUCACACCCCUCCUCUGUCCACACCCGAAAUACAGGUUCAAGUUGUCCCCAGUGAAUGACAUCUUUUGCCAGGCUCUGGGUGGCUCCCCUCUCAGACCUCAGAGUCUGUCCCAGCUGGAUCGUGAGCAGGAAGAGCUGCUCAAACCACCGUUCAGCUCAAGUGGCGAAAGAGAUCAGAGAAGAUCCAGGGAGGAUACAUCUCCAGUGAAAGAAGAGGCAUAUACCUCUACCCAUAAGCCCCUGACAGUGGGUGGGCAAGCCCAGGUCACCGUUGGCACCACCCACAUCUCCCGUCUGACUGAUGAACAGCUGAUCAAGGAGUUUCUGAGUGGCUCAUACUGUCUGCAUGGGGGCGUUGGAUGGUGGAAGUAUGAAUUCUGUUACGGAAAGCAUGUCCACCAGUAUCAUGAGGAUAAAGAACAAGGGAAGAACAUUGUGGUGGUGGGCAGCUGGAACACUGAGGAUCAUAUUGACUGGGCCAAGAAAAACGUGGCACGAUCUUAUCAUUUGAAAGACGAUGGAGCGCAGAAAGUCAAGGUCGUAUCUCGCUUCUAUGGCCGUGGAGAUGUUUGUGACCUAACAGGGAAACCGAGACAGGUUAUAGUCAAGCUCAAGUGUAAGGAGUCCGAGUCUCCUCAUGCUGUUACAGUUUACAUGCUGGAACCUCAGACCUGUCAAUAUGUUCUUGGGGUUGAGUCGCCCGUAAUAUGCAAGAUCUUGGACACUGCAGAUGAAAACGGACUUCUUUCAAUCCCUAGCUAGCCUAGAUGGAGGAAUGGUUAGUUUGGAGAAUGAACAAUA